Molecule: messenger RNA, 1767 nt
Organism: Drosophila albomicans
Lineage: Eukaryota; Metazoa; Arthropoda; Insecta; Diptera; Drosophilidae
Exons: 2
Coding region: 307-1182 (291 amino acids)
Source: RefSeq, a predicted model, not a curated record
CAAAAGAGCGCUGCGCCAAUUUCUACGGUGGAGGGGGAACGUCUUCCUCUUCAGUCACCCCUGCCUAUCGCCAGCACCUCCAAGGUUGCGCAGCGUGGCACGGGGGGGCUGAAGGAGAAGGCCAAAAAUAAGGCGGCGACCCGUAUUCACGUAAGGCUUAGUGGCGUAGCUAACCUGUCCGUCAAGGACCAGGAGAGGCUUGCCUGGGCCAACACGUGGAUGCGGGAAAACCAACUUAGCCCCCUUCCAAAAGACACUUAAGUGCAGACCGGUUCUACCGGCCCUGCCAACAACAAGGUGGAGUCCAUGGCAAGCAAGCGCCAACGGUCCGCUGAGAGUCCCAAGCAAGGGGCCCCAGUGAGCAAGAGGCUGCGAGCACCUGGCUCCACCAACACGGACUCGAACAAGACGAGACAGAGAGCAACGGUUGCUGAAACUGCCAGGCGGCAUCUCGCCGUUGCUCUCAUAGACAGAGGGGACCCUAACGGGAAAAUGUCUGCAGAGCGGUGGCGGUUGACCCAUAGUAAGCUGGUCGACGCACUGUUUGUCAGGAUGGAGAAUGUCCCAGACAGUCCAAUGCCUACUUUCGAAGGCACUGGCUGGCUGAAUGGUGUCAAGAUCCUGACAUGCAAGGACGACCCAACAUUGCAGUGGCUGCAAGCGACCGUACCCAAACUGGACGGGCUGUGGGAGGGGGCCAAGCUGGACGUGGUGGACAGGAAUAAUAUUCCGUCCAUGCCGAAGGCGAAAGUCCUUUUCCCAAUAGUUGUUCAGGGAGAGCGGGCGCUUCAGUUGCUUAAAAAGCAGAACCCGGCCAUACCGACGAGUGAUUGGUCCGUGCUGAAGGUUGAUGAACCUUUACCCAGUGGUGGGCAGCACGUGAUCAUUCAGAUCAAUAAGGAGGCCGAGGAUCUGCUAUACAAGCGCAAUGGGAAGAUGGCGUGGGGCUUAGGGAGCGUGUACCUUCGCCUCAAAAAACGUCAUCCCAACGACCAGGACACACACACGCUGAGGUCAGGGGAGGUUGAGGCAGAUCUCGGUCUUGAGAUCGUGACCGACGCCACCCAGAACCUCAGCCUGACUGACAAGACGGAGGAGGUGGGGGAGGAACUGUCCAUGCAGACGGACCCCCCCGCGAGUUUGCUAACCUCUAAUGAGUGUGCUGCAACUCAACCUCCAUAAAUCCAAAACGGCUUCGGCGGAGCUACUCCUUGCCCUGGAGGAAGCGUCCGCCUACGCGGCUUUGGUCCAAGAACCGUGGAUAGCGUCGGGCAACACGGUGGCUGGGCUGAAGUCGCCUAACUAUGAUUUAUACGUCCCGACAUUGCAAUGACGAUCUAACCGUGGUGGUGCUGGAGAGCCGUGAAGGAUGUUUGCUGCUGGCAUCCUGUUAUAUGGCUCACGACAAGCCGGCUCCACCUGACGAGCUGCGGAGGCUGGUGGACAUGGUCUGCUCCUCCAAUAAGCAUAUUAUAAUCGGAACGGACGCCAACGCCCACCAUAGCGUCUGGGGAAGUCCCGACAUCAACGACAGGGGUGAGUCAGUUCUUGAUUUUAUCCUUAACCAUAAGCUUAGACUAGCCAACAGAGGUGAGGUAUCUACCUAUGUAGGUCCCACCUCCAGUAAUGUGCUGGACUUAACGAUUGCAACUGAGUGUACCAAUGUAGAAGAGUGGAGGGUCCUGGAUAGACCCUCCUUCUCGGAUCAUAAGUAUAUUCAGUUUACCAUUCCAUUUAAUAGGGUACCUGCGGCUCAGCCGUUCAGAA